AUGCCUCGAACCAUUCGAAAGUUGCCCAAAGAGUGAGGAAUUUUGGACAUCAUGGAUUAUAUUAUUGUUCAUACUAUUUUCAGGGUUUUGUUUUGCCAUGUAUUGGAGGUUUUGUGUGCUACAACUGGCGAUAUCUGUCUUUUUCGUUUCUUUUUGGGCUGGUCUUGGGUGUUCAGUUUGUUAUAGUAAUAUUUUUGGUUUUUUAGGUAUUAGAGUAUUGAUUUACAUGUUUUUGGCUUGUAAAGAAACUCUUUUUGUAAAGGAAAACAGUUUUUUAAAUUUAAAUACGGUUUAAGAUGGUGUAAUACAUGUUUUUGCUUAGUAUAAAACUAUUUUUAUAAAUUAUUAAUUUUGGGUACCUAAAUUUUAUUACUAUUUGAACUUUAUAGUUGUUUACAAAGCUGAUUAAACGGUUGAUAGCUUGAGUACCCAAAUUGUGAAACUUUUCACAUAUAUUUAUUUUAAAGGUCGUUUUGUCUUUGUUAUUGAUAUUGUUUUGUUACCUAAAUUAACUGGUUUUGAUUUUUGUGUUUUCAGAUGGGAGAAGUACGAGCCGAUUGGGAAGGUAGUAGAAGGAACAAGGCUUUUUGCCUUUAAGACACCGUUAUGCCAUGAAUUAUGUUGCAAAUACAGGAAAUCAAAGCGAUUUACGGUUGGAGACUUUUACCGACAGGUAAUUUUUUAAAAUUAUUUUUUGUAACUUUAGGUUCAUCACCUGCUUAAAAGGCAUUUUCUUUUAUAUAGAACUGGUUUCACAAGUCAUUUUAAAUUUAAACGAUGUUAUUUUAGAAUUUGUUUGCUGGACGUGAUGUUGGUUUAGUGAUAAACGCAACAAACACAGCCAGAUAUUAUGAAGGUAGUGAGGUAGAAAUACUCGGUAUUGAAUACUACAAGCUGCCAAUUCACGGAAGGAGUUUUGUUGAAAGUGAUUCCGUGGUAAAGUCAUUUAUGAGGACGGUUGACGACUUUUUGGAACGAAAUAAGGAUAACAGUGAGUUAAACUUUAAAUUUGUGUUUUGCCAUCUUGUUGUGCUUUGUAAAAAGCUGUCUUUACGUUUAAAAUGACAUAAUUAGAGUACUACUGCUUAUCAGAUGUUUCGUAUACUAGUUUCUGGAUGUUUUCAGGUAGUUUGAUUGGUGUUCAUUGUACUGAUGGAGUGAACAGGUCUGGAUAUCUAAUAUGUCGUUACCUGAUUGACCGAUUAAGUCUGAGUUCACAUGAAGCUCUGAACCGUAAGUUCUUGAGCUUUCAUUAAACAAUUAUUGUCAAUUUAGUUGUCGAAACCGCUCGAGGAUACACGAUAGAACGAGGAGCGUUGAUUCAAGCUGCGCACAGAGCUGAUAGAGAACGACGGUUAAGGAAGUAAGUUCUUAUAGCUCUAAAAUUUUUUUUAAACUGAGUUUCAGACUUGUUUUGUUACCUAAAUUAGUGUUUUUUUUUAAAUUAACAAUAAUGAAAUUAAUUUUUUUAGAAAACGGCCGAUAGAAAGCGACGACGAAGAUGAUGAUAGAGAUAAACGAAAGAAGAAGAAGCGACAGGCUUUAAAAGAGAAUGUCAUGGAUGAUUCGACAGAACAGAUUGACCACGAUACCCUACAAGAAUUAAUGCAGCUAGAACAAUCUCUGAAUAGUCAAGCUCCAGAACCUCAAGCUUCUGGAAAUGAAUUCCCACAUCAGUAUUUCGAAGAAAAGAAUCAACAACGAGUUCAGUCUUCUCAGUAUCAGCUUCAUCAACAGUAUCACAAGUUCGUCAACGACCAGUCAGAAGCCAGCAGUCCGUUUGUCGAAGGAUCACCGUUGGAUGAAGAGGAGUUUGAGGAAGAGAUCGAUGUUAAGAUUGUAAGUUUGUUUAUUGUAUGGAAAACAAAUUGUUGUGUCAAAAUUUUUAAAAUUUAGGUAUAAAACUGUAUUAUAUAUAAUUUUGUAACCUUUGGAUAGAAAGCAUAGUAUAGUAACGUGUUUCAUUGCAGGAUAUGACAAAACUUGGCAAAAUAGAUAUGGUAGAAAUGUCGACAGCUCAGAGACGGCGUCAGCGAAGGAAAAAGCUCGAGACCAAGUUCGAAAAGAUGAAACGAGGAAAGUUCUGGGAGAUAAACGAAAUGCAAAAGUAA
Messenger RNA from Bursaphelenchus okinawaensis, 2111 nucleotides. Lineage: Eukaryota; Metazoa; Nematoda; Chromadorea; Rhabditida; Aphelenchoididae. The record is from the annotation of a GenBank genome assembly.